AUGUCCGCCACUUUUUCUCAGACAACAGGAAAUCUGAUUAAGACUUGUAUGGGAGUCGGUAUUCUCGCCCUCCCCAUUACGACUCUCCAUACUGGUUUUGUUAGCGCUACUCUCUUAGUUGCUCUAAUUGCCUUUUGGGUUUACUACUGCAUGAAACUGCUGAUCCAAGUGAACGAGGUUACCCUUCUGACUCUGCUUCCGUCGAACGAUGACCCCUACAAGAUUGUAGCCAGAAAGGGACUCGGCAAGUUCGGCGUCUUCCUCCUCAAUUUCUCUUUCAUCGUCACCCUGAUCGGUGUCGGUGCCGCGUACCAGAUUACCUUCAACCAGUUGCUGUCGGACCUCCAUUGGGAAGUCUUCAACUUCAAAUGGGGCAAGAACAUCCUCUUCUGGACGAUCGCCUUCGGCGUGUGCAUCUACCCGUUGGUUCUGCUGCGCACCAUGAGCGCGAUUUCGUUCGCCUCGCAGGCAGGCAAUUACAUUCUGCUCUUCGUGAUGGUCUGCGUGAUUCUCUACGGAAUCCUCCACAACAAGCCCAGCUUCGCCGUCGCCAUGCUCUGGCCCUCCGACUAUCUCGAGAUCGCCAACAUGUUCGGCGUGAUUUGCUUCUCCAUGGGCGUCGCCUUCGUCAGUCUCUCCUCCCGCGCCAGCAUGCAGAACCCUUCUCGCUUCGAGAACGCUCUCGUCGUCUCUCUCGUCAUCCCCGGCAUCGUCUACAUCCUCUUCGCCGUCUGCGGCGUCAUCUUCUACGCCAACGCCCCCGAAGGCAUCAAGGACCUGAUUCUGUCGAACAUCCCAUCGAGCUCCUGGUUCUACGUGAUCUCCGCGAUCGGCCUCUCGCUGGUGUGCUUCCUCUCCUACCCCAUCGCCGUCUACCCCGCUCUGAUCGCGCUGGAGGCCUGGAUCGACGGCGGAGAGAGCAAGGUGAUGGUGACGGACUGGCGGCGCGUGCUGCAGCGAUUGGGCGUGGUGGUGGUGACGUGUUUGCUCGCGUAUUUCAUCCCCAAUUUCAAAGCGGUGGUGUCUUUCAAUAUCCUUUGGAGCGGGCGCUGUGGAGAGAGCAGCGAUAGGAACAGAGAAAAAAAAGGGAGCCUUAAUCGAACUUGGAUGCUUCACGAUCUCGAUCGUGUCGUUUAUCUUGCCGCCCUUGCUGCACAUGAAGAUUCUGCCCAACCACAGCAAGGGAAGCUGGUAUGUCGAUUUAGUUCUGGUCGUGCUGGGCGUGCUCGUGAUGAUCGGAACCACGGCGAUGACGUGUCUCUCGGUGUUCCAUUCCUGUGUUUGAUCGAACAAACAAAGCAUUGGCGGUUGGGACAGCAGUCGCUUCGGUGUCCGCUUUGA
Blastocystis hominis is the source of this 1341-nucleotide messenger RNA. RefSeq lists its product as hypothetical. The record is from RefSeq and is a predicted model, not a curated record. The coding region runs from base 1 to 1341 and encodes 446 amino acids. Lineage: Eukaryota; Bigyra; Opalinata; Blastocystidae. Gene Ontology annotation, biological process: amino acid transmembrane transport. The transcript is spliced from 6 exons. Gene Ontology annotation, molecular function: amino acid transmembrane transporter activity.